UUUGCAGGCAACCAUAAAUGCAACCCCCGAUCAGCUGGUUGCCUCGUCGCUCUGUAACCCUGCCCUGCUGACGUCCUGCCGUUGCUGCAGGAUUCCGGAUGGGAGAGGCAUUAUGGACGUGCAAGUAGCACCGCUGAGAUCUUGGGACGAUUUCAUUCCGGGCCACGACCGCUUUGCUGUGCCGGAUUUCAAAGACAUUUCCAAAUGGAACAACAGGGUGGUCAGCAAUUUGCUCUAUUACCAGACCAAUUACUUGGUGGUGGCUGCGAUCGUCAUCUCCAUAGUGGGAUUUCUGAAUCCCCUGAGCAUGAUCCUUGGUGCUGCAGUGGUGGUCCUGGUGUUCACAGUGUUUGUGUGGGCAUCCCACAACAAAGACUUCAUUCGCAAGUUUAAGAAGCACUAUCCUGCUGCAUUUGUCAUCGCUAUUAUUUUGUUGAGCUACUUCCUGAUAUCCUUUUUUGGAGGUGUCAUGGUGUUCAUGUUUGGAAUUACAUUUCCUCUGUUCUUGAUGUUUGUUCAUGCUUCCUUGAGACUUCGGAACAUAAAGAACAAGCUGGAGAACAGGAUGGAAGGCAUAGGCUUAAAGAAGACUCCUAUGGGUAUCGUGCUGGACCUUCUUGAACAACAGGAAGAAGGCAUCACCAAACUGGCUGACUAUCUGGCUAAAGCCAAGGAAUAAACACAUGUCGCUUGUUCUUUGAGAAAUUAGUUGGGCUUGCCCAGCAUCACUUUUCAGUCUGGGUGUGGAACAGUACACAGACUGUAAAGAUGAAGUGUGGCAAAAUAAAAUACUCAAGCUAAUCAGCUUCCCUGACCAGGGUGGGGAGUGAUAAUACCCCUUCUGACAUGCUGAGAGGUCUGGCAUACAAAUGCAGUUGAAAGCAUGCAUUUGUUUUCAAGGGGAGGGGGGCAGGAAUUGAAGGAAUGCCUUCUCUAGAACUAUUAGUCAAUCUCAGUGUGUUUCAAAGUAUUCAAAAGCAGUGCAAGCACUCCCAUUUACUACCUGUCUAUCCAAGUUGACAGAUCCAAAACUAGUAUGAACUAGGGCUUAAAGUCCAUUUUCCAGUAUUUUGGAGUUCAUGUUGAUGUGACUCCUGAGCAGUCUAUGUUUCCAAAUGGAGAAGUGGAAAACUCAGUUUAGUCACAUAAUACAUACAUUUUUGUUUUGACAAAUCUUGGUCUUUCUCCAGUUCACAAAUGGACACCUUCAUUCUGCUUGAGAAUUUCAAGUCUGCAUUGAUAACAUCUAGCAAACAAACAUUCCUUCAAUGCACCUAUGCAGAAUUAAAAUAUUUAGGGGUGGGACAGAUUGCAUGACAAGAUAAACAUGAUUUUCUGUGCAUACCACAUCCAACUGUUACACAUGCUUUAAUAUAUAUUGAAUAGAAUUAUGUAAGUAUUUAACUCUGCCAGGCUUGAUCUGCUAUUAAUAGAAAUAUGGGUUCUUGAAGAGUCUUUAGUUAACACUUAUAGAUAUAUUUUAUAGAACAAAUAAACUGGAAAAUAGAACCAUAAUUUUUGCUGAUAAUGUCUCCUACUGGAACCAGGGUUGGGGCUGUCUAGGUUUUAUUUCCUAUAGUGAAGAGGACAAAAUAGGUCAGACAACCUUUUAAAACAUAUUCAAGCACCGUGAAUUUCUGCCCGAAUGCCUGUUGAAAACUUUAUGCAAGAAGAACAUUCUAGUCCAACAUUGCAUAUCAUACACUUUCCUUUUUUCUGAUGUAUUUAUAUGCAGCAAUCAAACUCAUUUGUUUAUGGAGCAGAUAUUCACAGAAGAAUCUCUUUUUAUGUGAUUUUUAGGACUGGUGUUAGCAUGGUAGCUCCCCACCCUUGGCUCUUUCCGUUUUAAACUGAGAGUUGUAAUGCUUCAUUCCAUACCUGAAUUGUAAAAUGAUCAGUGUUUUGUUGGAAAUAUGGCUCUAUCUGUGUAUACUAGGAUUAAAGAGAAGUAAACUGGUCUUAAUUUGUAGUCUCA
Molecule: messenger RNA, 1975 nt
Organism: Rhineura floridana
Lineage: Eukaryota; Metazoa; Chordata; Lepidosauria; Squamata; Rhineuridae
Gene: ARL6IP5
Product: ADP ribosylation factor like GTPase 6 interacting protein 5
Exons: 3
Coding region: 113-679 (188 amino acids)
Biological process (GO): negative regulation of transport
Cellular component (GO): membrane
Source: RefSeq, a predicted model, not a curated record